Molecule: messenger RNA, 4722 nt
Organism: Sycon ciliatum
Lineage: Eukaryota; Metazoa; Porifera; Calcarea; Leucosolenida; Sycettidae
Product: SAFB-like transcription modulator
Exons: 13
Coding region: 142-4155 (1337 amino acids)
Biological process (GO): regulation of mRNA processing; regulation of transcription by RNA polymerase II
Cellular component (GO): nucleus
Molecular function (GO): RNA binding; sequence-specific DNA binding
Source: RefSeq, a predicted model, not a curated record
AAUUUUUUUCAGCAACAAGAAACAGUUGCCUCAUGGUACGGAGCUGGGCUUGUUGUCGACGCAACGUUGCUUUGUUUGUUUUUUAGCACGCCGCUGGAAGAGAAUCUAGUAGAUGUAGGCUAGGUUUAGAUAUCCUUAGCCAUGUCCCGCCAGGUUAAUAUUGUCGACCUGCGUGUCGUGGAUCUUCGAGCUGAGCUCGAGCGCAGGAAUUUGGAUAAAACUGGUGUGAAAUCCGUUCUUGUUGACCGACUGAAGAGCGCUCUUGUUGAGGCUGGAGAGAAUUCUGAAGUUAUCGAAAUAUCAGCAAGUGAAGAGGCACGCCGUGCUGCACGGCCCACAACGGGAUCAAGGACUCCUUCUUUGCCCUCGGAUUCGCCCAGGAAAAGUACAUCACAAAGUACAUCACAGACGUCCAUUCACAGUGAGACGAUCGCAAGUCAAGAAGAGGAAGCAACAGCUGAAGAAGCCUUGGGAACUGAUGAGCUGACGGGGCCUGUGAUGGAAGAAGACGUCGAAAGCAUAGGAUUUGGGGAUGAUGAUGAUGCGGCGUUGCCAGAAGUCUUGGAAGAUGAUUCCACGUGCGAAGAUGAUGAAGAUUAUGCCGAGGGGCAGGAGCCAAGUGCUGCCGUGGCCGAUGAAGAGGAAAUGUACGGCCAGAAUACGCUUGGUGAAGACGCUAGCGAUACGGAGGUUGCGGCCGCAUUGGACGCUUUGACUGACGACGCUGAGUUGGAUGGCGGGGAAGAGGGUCAAGAAGAUGCCGUAGGUGUCCCGGAUGAACUCGAUCUAGAAGAUGCCGACGGUCUCGACCAAGAUGACGCUAUUAUCAGUGUAGCUCAAGUGGACGUGAAUACUGAAGAAGUAAUGGACGAUGGCUCGGCUACUGCUGCCAUGGAUGACGACGAGCAGGAAGAUGCUGACGGUAUCACUGGUGAAGAUGACACUCCUGCCCUCGUAGCCAAUGUUGACGCUGACGACGACGACACGGAUGACGCUCCCGGUACCCCCACGCUGGACGAAGGCACAGCCCAGUCAACGCCGUCACUCUUGGCCGCAACCGUGGCCACAUCGUAUCUUCUAAACGACGAUGAUCUUGAUCGCCAGGUCCUGGACUACGACGUGGAAGGAAUCACGCUGCAUGCCGAGGAUGACGAGCAGGAGAAAGCCAAGACCAUGGGCAGUGGUAGCGUUUCCGAGGAGACCGCAGGGACUGGGAAGCCAAGUGCUCCUGGAGCAGCGGCGUCUUCUCGAAAGGACAUCACUGCCACUAAAGCUGCACCCACUACCACCACGGCGGCCAGCAGUGCUAAAAGGCCUGCUCAAUCUGGAGCAGCUGCGGAAAAGGCUAAGGCCAAGGAACUGGCCAAUCGCAGCCUGUGGAUUUCCGGUCUUAACUCUACGGCGCGGGCCACAGAACUGAAAGCCAAGUGCAGCGCCUACGGCACGGUGUUGUCGUCAAAGAUUGUUACACACCCGCGCUCCAGGGGGCGCAUUUUUGGCUAUGUGUCCAUGUCCACGAUUUUGGAGGCAAACCGCUGCAUAUCAGCGAUGCACCGCACUACCUUUCAGCAGCGACUCAUCACUGUGGAAAAGGCCAAGGCCGAUCCUAGCCUGUCUCUUCCAAAGAGGCCAGUCACCGCUACUGGUAAGGCAGCGCAAGCCAAAUCCAGUUCCAACCAGGGUACGCCAAGCAAAGAAGGCGCAUCGAAAACCGGUAGCAAUGGGCCUGGGGCAAAGUCGUCGCCAGGUUCAAAGGCAGCUGGAGAUCGCGGUGGUCGCGUGAUCACUGUGGACCAACGCGGUGGGCCCGUAACCAUCUCUAUCAAGACGUCCGAGGCCGGUGGCAACAGUGGCGCCAGUGGUGGCAAGCCAGGGGUGAAAUCUUCACCUAACACUCCCGCCGGCAGAAGUAGCGGUGUCAAAGUCACUGCUGGCCAGCAAGGCCGCACAGUAACUGCAGACGACAGGGCCAAGGCAAGACAAAGGGAUGCUGCUCGCGAACGUGGACGCACCAACCGUCCCGCCAAUAAUCGUGAUCAGGCUAGGCAACGCCCCGCCUCUGCCACAGACCAGGCUCGAGAGAAAGAGCGUGAGCGAGAGCGCCGCCAGCGUUUGGACCGUGAGAGGGCUGCUCAGCAACGCCUCCGCGAAACGCGCGCUCGUGAGCGCCAGGAGCGAGAGCGCCAGGAGAUGCUCGCUCGCCAGAGAGAGCAACGUCGUCAGGAAGUAGAGAGAGUACGCCGUGAGCGGGAAGAGAGCGAGCGUCUCCGCAAACGCGAGGAGGAGCGUGCCGCCGAAGAGCGGCGUGCGCGCGAGGCUGAGCGUGAGAGACGUGAGAAAGAACGUCGUGCUGCAGCGGAGCGGCAACGUGAAGCUGCAGCUGCUGCCGCCGCUGCAUCGCGUUCUCACCGGCGCUCUCCCUUGCCCAAGGCGUCAGCACGACCUCGUCGUCGCUCGCCAUCACCGCCGCACCGUGCUUCUCGAGCAGACAAGUCUUCCUCGCAUUCUGCUGGAGGUCGUGAUCUUGCUAAGGGCAACACUGGCGCUGAUGAUAAUGCGGGCCUGGCUACGCUGUUGACAACGCUUGGCUCGGCUGGUACCGCAGCCCUGGCGAAUAUCAACCGCAAUCCCGACCUGCAGAACGUAGCAGCUAUCCUCGGCGCCCUGAGCAAUGCCGCUCAGCAGAAGGACGGUGGCAAGGAUGAGCAAUUGCGGUCGUCAGCCGCUGGCAGCUCCAGGGCUGGCCCUGGUGCAAAGGACUCGCGGCGCUAUGAGCGAGAUAGUGAGCGAGGCAAUAAGCCCGCACCCCAGCAGCGCCGUAAUGACAUGCCACCUGCAAGACACGAAGAGCCCAGAUCAGCGAGGCAUGAGCCAUCACGCUUGCCCCCACGGCGUGACGAGCGCGAGCGUCCUCGCCGUGAUGAGCGCGAAGCUGUGCAUAGAGACGAGCGUGCACCUGUGCGCGAACCCCCAAAGAGAGAUGCAUAUGAACGCGAGCCGGUGCGUCGUCCAGAACGGGAGCCUAUGCAUCAUGAUCAAGGUCACGCUGCACCUCACCAUGAUCAGGGUCGUCCUGUGCCCCAUCAUGACCAAGGUCGUGCUGCACCUCGCUAUGAAAACGAUCCCUAUGCAUCUCCACAUGCCCGUGAAGAGCCCAGGUCAUCCUAUCCUCGUCGUGACGAGCCAUCAUAUCGUGUUCCGGAGGCACGUGGCCGAGAAGACCAUGCCAGACAUGCUCCAGCACGCCAGGAGAUGCCGCCACCCGCUCGUGACACGUCCUACGAGCAGUCUCGCUACUCGUCCGGAGCACCUGCCCCUGCCUCUGAUUGGUCCCGAGAGUCCAAUGCCGGCUGGUCCAGAUCUGCUGAACCUCCUAGGGAAGCAAGCCGUGACUCCUACUCAGCAAGCAGCUCUGCUGCUGCUCCUAUGGAUUCGUCUUACCGUAAGAAGCCUUCCGAUGAUUGGCCAGCGUUCCGACCUGCAGCCGCACCUGCAGCAGCAGCACCAAGUCGUGAACAGCGCAUGCCCAACGAGGCUUCGCCACCGCGCUACUACACGGAUCAGCGCUCAUCGGUUAGUACGUACUCGCAGUAUGAUCACCAUGCACCGGCCGAGCGGGCUCCGCCUGUGCGCGCAGACCCUCGUGACUACUCGCCAGCGACUGCUAGCUACCCGGAUCGCCGCGCUGAGCAGGUGCCUCAAAGUCGUCAGCAACCAGCUUCGUCCUAUGAAGGACGCGGUGGCGGAAGCAGCCAAUCACACGAUUAUGGGCAUGGCCGUCCAGGACCCGAACCAUCGACGGGCGGAGCAGUGGGAUACCCAGCAUCGGCUUCAGGAGCUGCUGUUGCUGCUGCCGCUGCCAGUGGAGCGGGCACUGGUAACAGCAUCUUGUCAGCAGCCGAGCUAGCCGAGCUGGCCCACAUUGUUCAGUUGCAGCAGCGCCGUCCCCAGCCGCCUGCCGCUGCUUCGCGUGCUGCAGGUGGCUCCGGCGGCAUGUCUGCUGGCGCUCCCCCACAGUCUGCCUACGGCCGCGAUGCGCCUGUAGCAGCUGGUCGCCCUUCUACCUCUGCUGCUCCACAGGCAAGCUCUCACUAUGCAAGUGCUCCGUCAAGCGCGCAGCGUGGCACUGGUGGCUACUCAUACCGUUCCUACUAGGUACAUGCAGGUACCCAGUACUGCUUCUAAACGCAGCUCUCUCUUCUUUGCAAGUGCCCGAGCUACUCAUACCUCUCCUACGAGGUGUGUACCCGGUACUGCUUCUACAUUGAAGUGCCAGAACUACUCAUCUCGUUCCUACUAGGUGAUAUUGUAUUCCGCGGCGUAUGUACAUUCUGCUUAGGUCCAUUAUUCCAUGUUCACUUCUGCUCUGUUUCGCUUAGCAUCAUGUGUUACUCUGUGUGCUGUCUUGACUUGUACGGCGUGUUGCACUUCACGUAUUGACUACUGCUUGUCCUGUUACCUCUCGUCACAUAUACCACUCACCAGUGUGGCCAUUGUUGUUGUGCUUUUUGUUCCUUUAUUUCUUGUUCACUUGUUCAUCAUGUGGUAUCUACUCCUGUGCUGUUAUGCUGUCCCUUGGCCUGGCUAAUGUUUUCCUUUUGGCGCGCACAGACCCCGCGCUCAACCUGAUUUUUUGUGUUUUCACGCUUCUGGUGGAUUUCACUUGUGUGCUGCAGAUGCACUUCUCAGUGGCCUUGUGUCAGUGUGGGUGCUCCAGUCUCA